AUGUCGGAUCUGUUGAUUCGUUGGCCACAAUAUUUGCUUGAAAUCCACUGUCUCAUUUACGACUCGUGAACACAAAAGCUGCGUUAUGAUUAGACCAGGAGCUCAUCCCAGUCGAGUCUUUUUGGUGGGAAGCUUUCCAAAACAAGAGAUGGUUCAAGACACGAUCUAAAUUAAAACCUGAGCAUCUAAGUCCAGCAGCAGCAGAGCACUCUGAGGAUCGAAAUUCCAGGUUAUUCAAAUGAGAUGGGGGAACUUCAUUCAAAUGUUAAUCGGGACGGGAGGGCGGGGGCCAAUCCAAUUCUGCCUCUUUAAAUAAAACUUAAAUUAAAAAAAAAAAAAAAAAAGCAUAGGGGUUGCCAAACAAAGUGGAACCCAACCGCCAGCUUAUACUAAAUUACUUGAGCCCCACGAAAAGCUAUGAAAGAUUGUGGCCCUCUCCUACUUUUAACUUUUGCUCCAGUUAGCCAGCUAACUACAUUCCUGCAGGUAGUCCCAUAUACAAUCAUAUACAUGUAUAUAUAUAUAUAUAUAUAUAUAUAUUAUGGAGCAACAGAAGCAAAGAAGUGUAAUUAAAUUCAUGGAUUUCCUUCUCCUUGAUGCUUUUCUUCCAUGGCAGGAUAUAAACAAGACAAAGGAAAGGAUAAACAAGAUUUUGAUAAUAUUUUGUUUGUGGAGGGGGGGAACAGUGUCUACGAUAGUUGUAUAAUAAGUCGAGCAACAAACAGGAGAGCGACAACAGAGAGCAAUUAGGAGGAUCCGAAAAUGGAUAUCGAGAUGGGAGAUGCCAUUAUAAGCAGGAAAAGAGACUGCGAAGAUGACAACAGAAAAAGCCUCUAUGAAGCAGCUAUGCUGGGAUCCGUCGACACCUUCGACGCAUUACUAAAAGCAGAUCCUCUUAUACUAGACCGACUUUCACUCACCUCCUCCCCUGAGACUCCCCUUCACGUAGCUGCAUUACUCGGGCAUUUAGAUUUCACCAAGGCGGUUUUGAACCACAGGCCUCAGUUGGCAGCAGAGCUGGACGCCCAGAGAUGCUCCCCGCUUCACUUGGCUGCUGCAAAUGGUCAUGCUGAGGUCGUCAAAGUGCUGCUGGAUGCCUACCCCGAUGCUCGAUCAGUUUGUGAUAGGGAGGGGAGGACUCCCCUUCACCUGGCGGCCAUGAGAGGAAGAGUUGAGGUUGUAAAAGAGCUCAUCAUCUCUUCUCCCGACCCCACCCGCGGCUCCCUCCAGCAGACACUCGAAGGAGAUAGCGUGCUGCACUUGUGUGUGAAAUACAACCAGUUGGAUGCUCUCAAGGUGCUUGUCAACUCGUUGGCAGAAGAUAACGAGGAUCUACUACUCAACUCGAGAGAUGCUGAAGGCAACACCAUGUUCCAUUUAGCUGUCUUGCUGAAACAAGAAGAGACAGUGAGAUUUCUGCUUUCAGUGCCCACGGUAAGAGAAGGAUCGGCGAGUGCGUUGCCUGAGGACAAUUCUAUUGCACUCAAUGUCAUGCACCAGUCUCCAGGGAAUUUCAAGAGCGUCGGAAAGCGAGAACAGAUGUCGAGGUGCUGGGAUAAGUUGGUCGUCCCCUUGGUGAAUUACCCGACAAAUUGGAUCGAAGACACUCGCGGCUCGCUGAUGACUGUGGCCACUCUCAUUGCGGGCAUAACUUUCGAUUCAGUGCUAUCUCCCCCAGGGGGAGUCUGGCAAGAAGACACGACUACAGGCUUUACCUGCUCCAGGUUAAAAAGGGACGAUAAUAUCACAUGCUUAGCCGGGAAUGCAGUGGCGGCGUACUACGACGAACCAAAAUACCGAUACUUCAUGGUCUGCAAUACUAUGGCCUUUAUGGGAUCUCUCUCAGUGCUCUUCUUGCUCAUAUCGGGUUUCCCUCCCAAGAAUAAGUUCUGGAUGUGGGUCUUGACCAUGAUCGUGUGCAUCACCGUCUCGUUCUUGGGCUUCACUUUCAUUAUAGCAAUGAUACUAGUGUCACCUGACCAGGCUCUAAGUAAGCUCAGAGUCGUGAUCAGAGGGUCGCUCUCCAGCUGGUCAACUUUGGUGGGAAUUCUUGUCAUCUUCAAUGCAGUUAUCCUCGCAUAUUUGAUACUCAAGUGGACAAAAAGUAGAAGAUCUGCUGCCAGAACCAGCAGGAAGGCUUGGGCCCAUUAAAGAUUCAGAAGAAGCAGCAGCCUCAAGCUGAGAGCAGGCAGUUACGUUAUAUCUAUUUUCUUGUAUACUAUAUAGUAUAUUUAUGUAUCGUGUAAGAAAGUGGAAUAAUUUUGCAUUGCAUGCAGCUCCCCAGAUGGGGAUCGGAGAUGGUGCCAAUUGCUUGGCAUUGUUGACGCCCUCGAUCGUUUUGAUCAGUCGGAUGGCAAAAUGACUGUUCAAAAUGCACGGGGCGUGCGGAAGCGGCUAAUAUCAUACCUUUUUCGGUAGUGGUAGUGAAUUUGAAGUGAAAUAAUGAAUGUCUGCUCUGCUGCUCUCGUGUUGUUUGUUGUAUGUGGUCAGUACUGACUCACUGA
Punica granatum (pomegranate) is the source of this 2504-nucleotide messenger RNA. The record is from RefSeq and is a predicted model, not a curated record. Lineage: Eukaryota; Viridiplantae; Streptophyta; Magnoliopsida; Myrtales; Lythraceae.